CUCCCAGCCCCACCACAGCCGUUCCUUACAUGUCGGUGAAGUGCAUUGAUAUGAGAAAAAACCACCACAAAACCAAGUGGCUGAUGCCCUGGGGACCCAACCACUGUGAGAAGCUCAAAGACUUCGACGAGGCGGUGAGCAGGCAGAUCGAAGCCAACGACAUCGUCUUCGCUGUCCACAUUCCCCUCCCCAGCAAGGAGAUGAGCCCCUGGUUCCAGUUCAUGCUCUUCAUCAUGCAGCUGGACAUAGCCUUCAAGAUGGACAACGACCUGAAAGACAACGCAGAGAUCACCCUGGACGUGUCCUUAGCCUACCGUGACAACACGUUUGAUGAGUGGGAAGAAAUUGCACAUGCAAUAGAGAUCAGGAAGCUGAAAUGCACCUUUGGCACACCAAAAACCCUGGAGUCAGAAGGACGUCACUACGACUGCGACUUCCUGCCCUUCAUGGAGAUUGGCAGCGUGGCCCACAAGUACUACCUGAUCAACAUCCGCCUGCCCGUCAACGAGAGGAAGGGCAUCAACGUGGGCAUCGGGGAGAUCAAGGACAUCCGCCUGGUGGGCAUCCAUCAAAACGGAGGCUUUACAAAGGUGUGGUUUGCCAUGAAGACCUUCCUCACCCCCAGCAUUUUAAUUAUCAUGGUGUGGUACUGGAGAAGGAUCACGCUGAUGACACGAGCUCCUGUCCUGCUGGAGAAGGUCAUCUUUGCUCUGGGGAUCUCCAUGACGUUCAUCAACGUCCCCGUGGAGUGGUUUUCCAUUGGCUUUGACUGGACCUGGAUGCUGCUCUUCGGGGACAUCCGACAAGGCAUCUUCUAUGCCAUGCUCCUGUCCUUCUGGAUCAUCUUCUGCGGAGAGCACAUGAUGGACCAGAACGAGCGGAAUCGCCUCGCGGGGUAUUGGAAGCAGGUUGGCCCCAUAGCUGUUGGCUCCUUCUGCCUCUUCAUCUUUGACAUGUGUGAGAGGUAGGUGCAGCUCUGCUCUCCAGCCUGU
Messenger RNA from Merops nubicus (carmine bee-eater), 992 nucleotides. RefSeq names its product wntless Wnt ligand secretion mediator (gene WLS). The record is from RefSeq and is a predicted model, not a curated record. Gene Ontology annotation, molecular function: Wnt-protein binding. Gene Ontology annotation, biological process: intracellular protein transport; Wnt protein secretion; Wnt signaling pathway. Gene Ontology annotation, cellular component: organelle membrane; endomembrane system. The transcript has 6 exons. Lineage: Eukaryota; Metazoa; Chordata; Aves; Coraciiformes; Meropidae. The annotation marks the transcript as partial.